AAUAAAAAAAAGUUAAUUGCCAUAUACAUAUGUAGAUGUGACUUAAUUCAUUGGCAUUCCAUGGCACAAGCGAGAUUGGCAAUUUGAGCAAGAUUCCGCAAAGAAGCGGAAGCGCGAAAGCAUAAAUUAGUUUGCGCAUGCGUCUUUUGUUCCGCGCUGUGAUUCUUGUUUGUCAAAUGAUUAGCCGUUAAGCGUACGUUUUUUCGAAAGCGCUGAUUGACAUUGAACUUGAAUUUUUACGAAUUAAAUUUACGCGGACAAUUUGUUGAGCUAAGAUAUUGCUAAUUUAAAAAUUGGCAGUCGGCUAGAAAACAGCACGGAGAGAAGUAGUGAAACGGUGUAUACUAAAAUAUUUGGGUUGUUGUAUAUAAUACCUUAAAUAUAUAGAAUUUCAAAUACAAAAAAAAAUAUAUUUAAGAAUUUGUGAGUCAGAACUGAAAAUACAGAUUUGUGAUCAAAAUAUUAUUGCGAUAAAUAAAAUCGUUUCGUAUCAAAACCGUWAAAGUGCUAUGCUAUUAAUUAUAUAACUUUCAAUCUUACACUCAGCGUACACUCUACUAUCACUCAUACGCCGCGAUGGUCGCGUCACUCAAGCGUUUCCCGCUAAUGCAGACGCGCAUGCGCAAACAGUUAGCGACACUCCUGCUAACACUCGCAUGCGCACUUAGCGUUGGCGCGCUCAACACGGCCGUUUCUAGAGAUCUCGUUUGUCGCAUUAUCACAACGAAUCAGUAUGCUUGCGAGCGUCAUUUGGURCGCACUGCCGAUGGCUAUGAGCUGACGCUGCAUCGUAUACCGCCAAAAAAUACCACACAGAAAUAUUCGCCCUUCAUACUKAUGCAYGGUCUGAUUGGCUCAGCGGCKGAUUUUGUGCUACCUGGACGCAAACGCUCRCUCGGCUGCAUACUGCAUGAGCAAGGCUACGAUGUGUGGCUGGCGAAUGCACGCGGCACCACCUACUCGAAGCGCCAUACGCACAUGGACUCAUCGAAUUCGAGYUUCUGGAACUUUAGCUGGCAUGAGAUUGGCUAUUAUGAUUUGCCAGCUAUUGUGGAUUAUGUACGCACGACGACGCGGCAGCAGCAGGUGCACUUUGUCGCCCAUUCGCAAGGGUCUACUGUGUUCUUUGUACUGCUAUCGGAGCGGCCAGAGUAUAAUGAGAAAUUUGCGUCGGCGUCGUUGCUGGCGCCGGUGGCAUUUUUGGCUAACAUACGUAGUCCACCGUUUAAGAUAAUGACUGCCAAAAUUGAGGAAAUUGAGGUGCUUCUAAAUCAUUUGGGAUUAUACGAACUUUUUCCAUCGACCGCCCUAAAUCAACUGGGCGGACAUCUGCUUUGCAGCCAAGAUGCGCCCACACAGAAUCUCUGCCUGCUGUUUACGUUUCUCACGGUUGGCUUCAGCGACUACCAAAUGGAUCGUAGUCUCUUUCCACGCAUACUCGAGACGACUCCAGCUGGCAUUUCAAGAAAUCAAUUCAAGCAUUUUGGCCAGCUUAUAAGAACAGGUAAAUUCCAAAAAUAUGACUACCAAUCCGAGGACGAAAAUCUGCGGCAUUAUAAACGCCAAACCCCGCCAGAGUAUAAUUUACGCAAUGUACGCGUACCCCUGCAUCUAUUUAUCGGCACACGAGAUUUACUACUGACCAAAGCAGAUGCCAUACGUCUUACGAAGGAACUGAAGAAUGCCAAAUAUACGCUACAUGAAUUGCAUGGUAUCAAUCAUAUUGACCUAUUGUACUCUUCUAUGGCGCCACGGUUAAUCUAUAAACACAUUGUUAAUAACGCGAGAAAUGUGACGCUCAAAAGUGGGUCCAGUGUAUAAUGGGAACACUUCUAGUCAAUAAAAAUUUGUUACAAAGUAAGCUAAAGUCGUUGAGAAUACAUUUAUUAGCAUAUAAUUUGAA
Messenger RNA from Bactrocera latifrons, 1903 nucleotides. RefSeq names its product lipase 3. Gene Ontology annotation, biological process: lipid metabolic process. Bases 577 to 1821 code for a protein of 414 amino acids. The transcript is spliced from 5 exons. NCBI's taxonomy places the organism in Eukaryota, Metazoa, Arthropoda, Insecta, Diptera, Tephritidae. Gene Ontology annotation, molecular function: hydrolase activity, acting on ester bonds. The record is from RefSeq and is a predicted model, not a curated record.